This is a messenger RNA of Aspergillus melleus, 636 nucleotides long. RefSeq lists its product as uncharacterized. The record is from RefSeq and is a predicted model, not a curated record. Bases 1 to 636 code for a protein of 211 amino acids. The transcript has 3 exons. Lineage: Eukaryota; Fungi; Ascomycota; Eurotiomycetes; Eurotiales; Aspergillaceae.
AUGGGUCUUCUCUCGUCCACGACCCUCAUCAAGGGGCAUGCGUUGUUCCUCUUCAUUCUCGCCGUGUACCUGACGAGGUCUCCGGAAGUUGUCACGGAGUCGGAUGUCGUGUUUAUGCUGGGAGAAGUGUUGCAGAUCGAUGCAGCCCCGUCGCUCUCGCGUCCCCAAUCGCCCUUCGCGCUCUGCGGAAUCCUCCUCGUUGCCGACGCCCUAGUUGAUCUCGUCCUGGUCACCAAAAUCCCCCAGAUGAAUGAAGUCCUUGCGAUGGCCUCGGCCGCUCGAUCCCAAUCUCCCGUCCCCGUGGCAGGAGCUCUGCGAAUGAACCCCUUCUUGGACCGCCUAGCCUCCCUCUACUCCGAAAUCUGGACCCUGCUCUCCGCCUCACGCUUCUGUCUCUUCUUCUCCGUUUCAUUCUUUAUCUACCAGAGCAAGCCGUCGGCUUGGGGGGUGAACGACACGCGGUCCGCAUUGGGAUACGGGGCCGCGCAGGAAGCGGCUUCCGGCCUCGACCAGCUGAAAAAUCGGGUGAUCUUUACUUAUGGAUUCAUGGAAAUGAUGUUUUGGCUAUGGAUAUAUCUCAAGCUUCGUGAAGAGCGGCAAGAGAUUGCUGCUCGCAUUGCGGAGCGAGAUCAGUGA